AUGGCCAUGUUCCAGACACCUCACCACCAGUCGUCGUCGUCGCUGCUGCGUCUGCCGUAUGAUGUUCGCGUUAUCAUCUGGGAAGCUGCUUUGGGCAACCGGUGCAUCCAUAUGAGCGGACGCAAGAACCUGGGUCAAAACAUGCAGCCGCCGGUUUAUGCCUUUGGUCACUUCGUCUGCGCGCUGGCCAAGGAGGGAGCAUGCCAUGCUUGUGCGAGCUUCGCCGAGUCGUUCAACAAGUUCAGGUUCAUUGCGGCUGGCAACCUGGGAGACACGUCCCAUGUCUCAGAGAGUGUUGCGUUGCUGCAGACGUGUCGCCUAAUCUACCACGAAGCCACCGGCUUCCUAUACGGCACUAACACCUUCCAAUUCAAAACUCCAAAGUCUCUGAAUCUAUUCUAUAACAUGCUAUCACGGCCGCGAUGGGACUCCAUCCAUUCCUUGCAUAUGCACUGGCGCUUCCCUGGCGGCGAUAGUGAACAGCUGCAGGCAAAGCUUGUCAGAUUCCUAGCCCAUUACGACGCAUCGGGCGAGAGUCUAGACUUUCUGCGCGGUGACCUCCGUGACAGAUUCCCCGACGACUGGAUUUUUGCUUGCUCCGCUAUCGCCAGAAUGCACAACUUACGUGACUUUGGCCUCUGCAUUGUACUGCCGAGUUGGAUCAUGGCACGGGCGCCGGAGAUGGUGUCGCUGCUGCGGCCGCUGCAGGCGCUGGAAACAAAAGAAACGUGGACAUUGGGUCUCAAGAUAGAUGACGCGAAUGGCAACACGUUGCAGCAAUCACUGCGGGAUGCUGGCUUCCGGUGUCGCAUUGCUCGCAUUGUCAAUCUUAGAGAUGCGCCGGAAUGGAAAACUCGUCGCGGUGCUGGGAAGUGCUGUGUACAAGUUCCUCUGCAUCCGCUUUGA
Aplosporella prunicola CBS 121167 is the source of this 906-nucleotide messenger RNA. RefSeq lists its product as uncharacterized. The record is from RefSeq and is a predicted model, not a curated record. Lineage: Eukaryota; Fungi; Ascomycota; Dothideomycetes; Botryosphaeriales; Aplosporellaceae. The transcript has 2 exons. Bases 1 to 906 code for a protein of 301 amino acids.